AUUUUCAGUAGCAUUUCAAAAUUGUUCGUAGACAGAUAUUACAAGAUCACGUUACUUAAAAAAAAAAAUCAAAUAAAUCCAAAAAAAAAGGUAACAUUUGAUAACCUACAUCACAAGAUGAGCAAAUACUUCAAUACCGAGAUCCUCAAGAUGCUGGUGGCCCAGGCGCCGGCCGAUGAACACGACAUCUCCAAUGAUCGCUUCGCAGCCAUGGAAACAGCGGGUCAGUGCCUGAUGUUCGUCUCCUCUGAUCCCAAGAAGGAACUACAUCCACGGAUUGUGAAGGUUACCCUGCGGCAAUUGUUUCAAAAGGAGGCCAAGGAGCACGGUUGCAUCGUAAAGAUCCGUGAAGAGAUGGCGCAAAAGGAUCAGGGGCAGGUGAAUAAGCAUCAGAAGUUCCCCAGAGACGAGGAGUACGAUGAGGAUUCGGCUAUGAAAAACAGCAAACGACUAGAACGCGCCAGGGGCGGCCUUAACAUCACCUUUGAUCCCAAGAUGCUGUUCUCGAAUGACUCAUGGACCAGAUGUCCGGACCAGGGCCAUGGUAAAUUAAAGAUACUACACCGCAACCUCAAGCCCAUUUACAGCUCCCAGACUAGCGAGGACAGUGGGGGAUCAGUGUAUGUUUCGUUGGACGAAUACAUAAAGAUGAAGGAUAAAAAUCGGACUUUGCUAAAGAGCCAUGAGAAAAUCCAGAUGGAUGAUAGAAUGAAGAGCGAAAAGGAUCCCCAAGAGGUCCGCCAGCAGGCGACGGAAGUAACUCUGCAGUCGCUGCUGAGGCAAACGUUCCAGCUGUGCUCCAUACACAUGAACAACCUGACGGAGUUCCUCAAGGAGUUCAUGGAUCAGCCCCACAUGGACAAUCUGUCGCACUUCACCAGGGAGUUUUUGGGCCUGCCCCAGCGGUUGGAAAAUGAGGACGGAUUGAAUCUCGACUCCGACGACGAGGGGGUGGACUGGCUUAACCAGAAUCCUUUCACCAGUGCCCACAGGUUUCGGGUGGCCGAUCAGCCAGAGGACAGUCCAGAGGAUUCCCCCAGCCGCCUGAAGCGAUUCCGAGCCAUCCUGCGUUCGUGUCUAAACUCCAUUGGCGAGUUCUUCUCCACCUGGGACCAGGAAACCUUUCGGUCCUGGUUGAAUCGUGAGGAUCCUCUGCUUUUAGGGCACAGCAGCGAUCACUCCUUCCUAUUACUGGUUGACCGCCUCAUGCUCGCAGUCAAGUGGGCUAUAAAAAUGGAGGAGUUACAAGCCGCAACUCGGGGGCAGCCAGGGCAAAUGGGGCUGGAGCCAGCUGCCUUCGCGCUGGAGACCGAAAGGGACCAGCAGCUGAGAAACGAACCCAAUUAUCGCAGGAUCUCCAGCCGGUCUUUGACCCGUUUGAUGACCUUGCUCAAUUCGGUGGAUGCGCACAACGCACAGCCCCUGUACUUGGUAACCCAGAGGAAGGGCCGCCAGUGCUGAUCCACAUCUCCGUUGUAUAUUCAAUUCCUUGUGGCCAAAAUCAUAAGUAAACACAUCGGAUGACCGGCUUUCUUAACCAUCGACUGACUAACCUUGAGUCCCGCUGGCUCCAGGGCGGGCGUGACGACGGCGGCGGGAUUUAGCUCGAUGUUAAUGUUGUUGGGCUCCAUGAUGAGGCCCAGGCUCUGCAGAUUGCACACCUCCGGCAGCUGGAGGGUGGGCGUGGGCACCUUGAGCACCGCCACGGUGCAGUCGAUGCUCGACGCCGUCACCGUCGCAGUGGCGGGCAGCGUCUCCGGCAUGCUGGCCACCGCUUCAGACGGCACCGCCCGCUGCUCCCCGGCGCUGCUCCGCCUGCUGAUUCCUAUGCUGACUCCGAUCUUGACUGAACUGGUACUCUUCGUCAAAGUCCUGCAAGAGAUUAGAAAGCCGUUAGUUUUCAAAAUUCAAAUAAUCAUUUUAAUAUUAGAGAGCUAAAUGAAGCACAUGCCUAAAAGUAUAAGGUAUUUAUUUGGAAUAGGUACAUAUUUAUGUACUAGUUGAAUACAAAAUUAUGGUGCAAGUGCCUAAAAGUA
Drosophila subpulchrella is the source of this 2036-nucleotide messenger RNA. RefSeq lists its product as uncharacterized. The transcript has a single exon. Bases 118 to 1461 code for a protein of 447 amino acids. The record is from RefSeq and is a predicted model, not a curated record. NCBI's taxonomy places the organism in Eukaryota, Metazoa, Arthropoda, Insecta, Diptera, Drosophilidae.